AUGAUGAAUCAAAUGCAUGAAGUACACGAAGGUUCAAGUGACAAGGAAGAGGAAAAGCAUCAAGAACGAGAUUUGGUUGAAGCAUAUGUAGCCGAACACGCGCUUGAAUCAACUUUGAACGACGUCAUAAACCAAAUGAUAAUCACCCGACCAAAAGAUCCAAUCCUUAUGCUUUCCUCGCUUCUUUACGAACGGGCAACAUCCAAGCGUGGCAUUACCUUCGUGCAAGUAAAUGAAGUUAUGGAUGCUGUAGGAAAGCCUUCCAUAUUAGUGCGAUUGCAUACGGGUAAAGGAGUCUUUAAAGGAUGCUGCUCAGCUGAAGCAGGAGGUAUCACGGAUUGUGAAUAUCACACUGAUAUUCAAGAUGAUAGUGACAUUUCUAUCAGUAAAAUGCGCUAUAAUGGACGAGGGUAUGUAAAAAUUGCGGCUAGCGCGCAGAAGACACUGACAGAAAAGCUGAUGGGUAAGGAGCCAACGGAUCAGAAUGCUCUCGAUAAGAUUUUACAGGAUUUAGAGACGACAUUGGGUCGCAACGUGUGUUUAGCGACUUCGCUAGCACUUUGUCGAGCUGGUGCAAAGUAUGCUGAUCUAUCGCUUUGUGACUUCGUGUCCAGGCUACAAGAACUUUUGCCCGAGAAUCAAUGUCUUCCGAUGCCGAUCUUUAGUGUUGUAAACGGUGGCGCAUUACAGAUUGCUUUCGAGUUUCACGAAGCUUUAAAAGCCCACUUUGACAUUCACGGUGUUGGCUUUACUAAUCACGGAGCGUUUGGUGGGUUAACGCCACAGUUUCAAAGUCUUCACGAUCUUUUUGUCAUGAUUCAUGCUGCCGUUGACGACGUUCGUAUUCGUUUUAAAGACUUGAACGAACAUACAAUUUCGUCAUUAAGCGUCUCACCUUUGCGUAUAGAUUUUGGUGUUGAUUUCGCAGCAUCCGAGUUUGCGGCGUCUGCAACAACCCAAAAUCCGGCUAGCAGCGAGUCAUUUACGUACAAUACGGAUCGGUGGGUGCCUGGAAGUAGUGGGAAUUUCAAAAGUAGCGAAGAGUUGCUGGACAUCAUUCGCGAUAACAUUAAGGAAUUUCAGCUAGCGAUGGUCGUGGAUCCGUUUGAUGCUGGCGAUGUCAAGAGCUUUACUACCUUGCACAGCACUUUAAAUGACGCGGAACGUACUACUGUUGCCUCAGAAAAUAUUGGUAUUGAUGGAGUGGUAGACGGAGUGAACGAAGUCGCUGGUCUCGGAGGUGAUGCCCGUUGUUGCCUUCAGAUUGUGGGUCGAGCUGUCGUAGAACGGCACGGAUUGACAGCAACAAGUGACGAGCGCGCAUGUAACACGGUCCUCUUUGUGCCUCACCAGUUCCCGACAGUAUCCCAACUUUUGCAAGCCAUCACGACCGCCCACAAUCUUGGUCUGGUCGUGAUCUUAGGAGCUUCUGCUGGGCAGUUCGGAGACGCUGAUGUUCUUGUGGCACUUGCCAUAGGCGCUGGAAUUGGUCAAGUCAAGUUUGGUGGUGUGCUUGGAGCUGAGUCUCAGGAUCGAUACCAAAAGCUUCUAAUCGAGAGUUUAGAGCCUGAAGCACCGCCUUAUGUAGGUGCUGCUGCCUACCGUCGUUGA
Molecule: messenger RNA, 1611 nt
Organism: Plasmopara halstedii
Lineage: Eukaryota; Oomycota; Peronosporomycetes; Peronosporales; Peronosporaceae
Product: cytosolic enolase 3-like
Exons: 2
Coding region: 1-1611 (536 amino acids)
Biological process (GO): glycolytic process
Cellular component (GO): phosphopyruvate hydratase complex
Molecular function (GO): magnesium ion binding; phosphopyruvate hydratase activity
Source: RefSeq, a predicted model, not a curated record